Molecule: messenger RNA, 1536 nt
Organism: Aspergillus pseudotamarii
Lineage: Eukaryota; Fungi; Ascomycota; Eurotiomycetes; Eurotiales; Aspergillaceae
Exons: 1
Coding region: 1-1536 (511 amino acids)
Source: RefSeq, a predicted model, not a curated record
AUGCCAUCACUGAUACCAAAUGGAUUUGAAUGGGGUGAGACCAGGCAUGGCCGAUGGGAGCGUGACGUUGAUGAGGCGGAGCAAUUCUACACAUCACUGGCAAAAGCGUAUGAAGGAACCGGAAGAACAUUCUUUGCCAUGACAGGCUUCAUUUCAGUUUUUGUUCCUGCGGAGAGCCAUUCCUCAGACCACCAGACCGAGAAUAGAACAGAGGAUGUUCUACGAAAUGCUUGGCUACGACUACGGUACGAUCAUCCCACAAUCGCAUCGAGAGUAGAAUACGAUGUUCAUGGGAAAAAGUGCAAAAAGAUAUAUGAGACAUUCACAGAAGAGUGCUCACAGGAGGAUUGGUUGAAAACUACGUUCCAAAUCGUGUCAACCAGCAUAUCAGGGCUUGAAUGGUGUAAUUUGGAUCCCCCUGUCCCGGCCUUGCCGACUUUAUUUCUGAUCAAAAAGCCAUCCUCGGCUGAUGGAGCCUUUCGGGCGGAUGUUGUUCUUCGAGCUCAUCAUGACAUUAUUGAUGGAAUGGGCACUUUGAUGCUUUUUAACAAUUUAUUCGCACAUGCGGCAGAAAUCUAUAAAUGGGGAGCAAGUUAUACCGCUCCCUGCUUUGGUGGUGAAUGGGCUAAUCUGAGCCCGCCACUCCGUGUGGCUGCCGGGAUACCCAAGGAUUUACGGCCGGCUCAACAAAACCGGCUACAAGAUAUCAUUCAUUCCAACCAAUCCCUCAAGGAGGGCGCUGAAAUUGCUAGCGUCCCAUUUCACAGAGAUAGGACACAACCGGGUAAACAUCAGCGCACCGCCAUCACUCUUUCUAUAGAGCAAACGAAGCAAUUGCUGGAUAGAUGCCGGGAGACUGGCCUUAGCAUUACCCACGUUUACCAUACUGCAAUCGCGGUUACUGUCCAGGGCACCCAGGAGAGACACGUGAAUGAGCGCAAAGUCCGCUAUCUCAGUUAUAGCCUCAUCAACGAGCGUGGCCAUUGCAGGAACCCAUAUAGUACUUGGGCCCACCCCGCAACGGUAUACCACUCUGUAUCAGGGAGGUCCCUGGCAAUCGAUUUGAAUGUUGCAUCAUCAUUGGAGACAGCUGAUAUGACGUCUACCGCAGCGAAAGACAAAGCGGAAUUCAUGGAUAUUGCUGAAACAGUACGCAACUUUUAUCUCGACAUACGGGAUGACAAAGAGCACAUCUUCCUUGUUCCGUCUUAUUGGAAAAUGUCUACCAUUCCAUAUCCGACUGAUGGAGUUACCCCCCCUGUCCCCUCACGCAACGAUAAGCCCUCUGUUUCGAUAUCCAGCAUGGGUGUCCUUGACAAAGUGAUAAGCCCCAUCCAUGGGCCAUUCCAGCUAGACAACCCAUGGGUUACCGGGGAAGAGUUAGGCACGGGACUUGGUGUAUUCUUGGGCACUUGGAAGGAUAGGUUGACUUUGAGUGUAGCAUAUAACGAUGCAUGGCAUGACAGAAACGAGGCAGUGGCCUUUUUAGAAAGAUGCAACCAGACGGCAUUUCGUGCACUCGGGGUAGAAUGGUGA